AUGCCUUGUCGUAGGAGCAUCUGUGACACCACUGUUCCAGUAGGGGCAUCAGUGACGGCCACUCCCUCGUGGGAACGUCAUACUCAUGGCAAUGUAAACGCAAACUUCCGCCAUGGUGGUGCUGUUCUCGUCCUCGACCAGGGAAUGUCAGACCUUGCAACUGUGAUCCCAGGACAUGACGCAGACAUCCGAAUCCAUUACGCUGGUAGUGGGAGAAGCAGUGCCCGUGGCUACUUAGGAGCAUCUGUGGUGACCGUCGUUCCGGUAGGAUCAUCCGUGACGAUCAUUGGAGCUCCCGUGGUAGCGGCCUCAGUGGAGGCCCCCGUGGGAGACUGGGUAGCCCCCUUGGUAGGAGUCUCGGCAGCAGCUUCCAUGGAGACCAUGGUAGGAGCAGCUGUCUCGGCGGACAGGAACCCUUCCAAGUAA
Messenger RNA from Seminavis robusta, 426 nucleotides. The record is from the annotation of a GenBank genome assembly. NCBI's taxonomy places the organism in Eukaryota, Bacillariophyta, Bacillariophyceae, Naviculales, Naviculaceae.